This is a messenger RNA of Aplosporella prunicola CBS 121167, 1342 nucleotides long. RefSeq lists its product as uncharacterized. NCBI's taxonomy places the organism in Eukaryota, Fungi, Ascomycota, Dothideomycetes, Botryosphaeriales, Aplosporellaceae. The transcript has a single exon. The record is from RefSeq and is a predicted model, not a curated record. Bases 62 to 1234 code for a protein of 390 amino acids.
UUCUGAGACAGUCUCCCUUGGCUAGCGCAAUUGCGCCGUCACCCCAGCACUUCACUCCAGCAUGAAGACCGCCGUGCUCGCCUCCGCGGCCGCCGCCGUCUCCGCCACGCCCUGGAGCGGCAGCCUGUACGUCGACACGGCGCCGCCGACGCCACGCCCGUACGUGCUGCCCAAGCUGUCCGGGCAAGCCGUGUCCAUCGGCAGCCAGAUCUACCGCUUCGCCGUAACCGGCAACUCGUCAGGCGGCGCCUUUACGCUGAUGAACACGCACGCGCCCGACUCGCCCGCCCUCGGCGUCCUGCCGCACAUCCACCGCCGCCACUACGAGAACUUCUACUGCGCCAAGGGCCGCGUCAACCUCUGGGCCGCGCGCAACGAGACGGGCCACCACGCCCGCGAACUCUCGCCCGGCGAUUAUGGCGCCGUGCCCCCCGGCACUACCCACACGUUCCAGAUGACGGACCCGGACACGCAGCUCACGGGCGUCAUCGCCCCCGGCGGCUUCGAAGAACUCUUCAUCGCCAUCGGCGACGGCGCGUACGCCUCCCCCACGGGAGCGGAAUUCGUGCCGGCAGCCGCGCCGGGCCCGCCUCCGGGCACGAACAACAGCGGGCCGGGGGCAGCCGGCCCUCCCCCAGGCAUGAUCUCGCAGCUGCAGUCCUUCGACGUGUUCGCGCAGCUCGACUUCCAGCCGCGCCAAGACAUGGUCAACGGCAGCGCACCCGUAGACGCGACCUGGCACACGGGCUCCUCAGCGCAGGCACUAGCGCCGAGCCCGCGCGCGCCCGCCUUCGUCGCCAAGAACCGCGGCCCCAAGUUCCUGCACGCCCCGGCCGGCGCGUCCGCGUACCAGCUCGUUGCGCCGCUGUCGCGGGCCGCGCACACGCGCGCCAACUUCAGCAUGGGCACCAUCACGAUGAGCGCGCCGUUUGCGAACGCGUCUGCAACGUCUCCUUCGUCACUGACGCUCCCCCAGCCCGUGGCGUUCCAGCUCGAGGAGGGCGAGCUGCACGUCUCGGUCGGGAAGAAUGCCUCCGCCCGCCUCAUCCAGGGCGACGUGCUGUUUGUGCCGGCGGGGACAGAGUUUUCGUAUACCGCUACUCGCCCGUUCACGCGCUGGCUGUAUGUCACUGGCGGUGGGGAGGGGAGUCUGGACGAGCUGCUGAUUGCGCAGGGCAAGCGCUGGGACUGGGCGUCGUAUCCGGUUGCGCCGGGCGUGGUGGUGCAGGGCUAGGGGGGCGGGGGCAGGGGGAGAGGGAGGGGCAGCGUAAUGCUGUGAUGUGAUAAUAUCGAUGCGAUGCGAUGUGAUGGAAAACUAGCUAAUAACUAUACAUGAUCUCGG